CAGACCUCGGUGCCGGAGUCCAGCACAGCCCCAGCGCCCGUCCGCCCGCGUCCCGUCCGCGCACCUCGGCCCCACUAUGGCUCGGGGCCCGGGCUUCGCGCUGCCGUCGCCACCAAUGCCGCUGCUUCUGCUGCUGCUACUGGCGGCGGUGACCGGCCAGGCUGCCGCACAGGACAACUGUACGUGUCCCACCAAUAAGAUGACCAUCUGUAGCCGGGACAACCCAGGCGGCCGCUGCCUGUGCCGUGCGCUCGGCUCCGGCUUCGAGGUCAACUGCUCCACGCUGACUUCCAAGUGCCUGCUGCUCAAGGCGCGCAUGAAAGCCACCCAAAGCGGCCGCAAGCUGGUGCGCCCCAGCGAGCACGCGCUCGUGGACAACGACGGCCUGUACGACCCCGACUGCGACCACGAGGGCCGCUUCAAGGCCCGCCAGUGCAACCAGACGUCGGUGUGCUGGUGCGUGAACUCAGUGGGCGUGCGCCGCACCGACAAGGGCGACCAGAGCCUGCGCUGCGACGAGCUGGUGCGCACUCACCACAUCCUCAUCGACCUGCGCCACCGCCCGGCGGCCCGCGCCUUCAACCACUCGGACCUGGACGCCGAGCUGCGGCGGCUCUUCCGCGAGCGCUACCGGCUGCUCCCCAGGUUCGUGGCGGCGGUGCACUAUGAGCAGCCCACCAUCCAGAUCGAGCUGCAGCAGAGCGCGUCGCAGAAGGCCCCCGGCGACGUGGACAUCGCCGACGCCGCCUACUACUUCGAGAGGGACGUCAAGGGCGAAUCGCUGUUCGCCGGCCGCAGCGGCCUCGACGUGAACGUGCGCGGAGAGCCCCUGCAGGUGGAGCGGACUCUCAUCUACUACCUGGACGAGAAGCCGCCCCAGUUCUCCAUGAAGCGCCUCACGAGCGGCCUGAUCGCUGUCAUUGUGGUGGUUGUGGUGGCCCUCGUCAUUGGCGUGCUCGUUCUGGUGGUCACCAACAGGAGGAGAUCCGGGAGGUACAGGAAGGUGGAGAUCAAAGAACUGGGGGAGUUGAGAAAGGAACCGAGCCUGUAGGUGCGGGCUGGGCAGGGCGUGGUAGGGUACGGGAUUCUAGCAGGUCUCCUAAACCAAAGUGAGUCAUGCUUCUUGAUUCUUGGUCCAAAGGAGAUAUUUCUCCUCUCAAAUUCCUCUCUCUCCGCAUCCCACCAAGUUUGAUAGAUCCUGGUCUCAGAGUCACCUCUCUUUGUGACUUCUGCCUUGAAGUAAGCAUUUCUAAAAUGCUUUCCCUUUCGGUCUAACAAGAAACCUGACUCGAAGAGUUAAGAAAAAUCUGGCAUAGGGUUAUGUAUGAGAAUCAAGUGUCUGUGUGACAACCCACCAUCUUUACAAGUGACGCCAUUGAAGGCUUGAAUGCGUUUAGAUGGGAAGCAGCGCUUUUACUGUCUUGGGUUUAAGUUAUCUGAUUAGCUCCACUUGGCUCGAGGCCUUCCAGAUGAGGAAUUUGCCAAUGGAGCCGGUGUAGUAUCAGCGCGUACCGUAUCUUGCAUUGCUGGUCACACGUUUGAAAUCGGGAAAGAAGUCUGGUUCAGCUGCCUGAACACAUUUUAGAUGUCUUUGUUUGUUGCCAGACUCUGCCCGGAAACUCAGCGUCUAGUCUUCAGCUCACCCUUGUUAUUGCCGAUAUUAGUAAUGUUUCUUUUGUAAAAUGUUUGUACAUAUAUGUUGUCUUUGAUGAUGCUGCUGUGAUUUUUUUUUUAAAAACACGAAGUUAAUAAAAUAUGGGAAAGGCACAAAAGAUGGAGUUGGUGGAAACUUGCUCCAGAUUUCUAUCA
Molossus molossus (Pallas's mastiff bat) is the source of this 1809-nucleotide messenger RNA. RefSeq names its product tumor associated calcium signal transducer 2 (gene TACSTD2). The transcript has a single exon. Lineage: Eukaryota; Metazoa; Chordata; Mammalia; Chiroptera; Molossidae. Gene Ontology annotation, cellular component: membrane; nucleus. Gene Ontology annotation, biological process: positive regulation of stem cell differentiation. The coding region runs from base 77 to 1051 and encodes 324 amino acids. The record is from RefSeq and is a predicted model, not a curated record.